Messenger RNA from Eutrema salsugineum, 1535 nucleotides. RefSeq names its product aspartic proteinase PCS1. Gene Ontology annotation, molecular function: aspartic-type endopeptidase activity. Lineage: Eukaryota; Viridiplantae; Streptophyta; Magnoliopsida; Brassicales; Brassicaceae. The coding region runs from base 15 to 1358 and encodes 447 amino acids. Gene Ontology annotation, biological process: proteolysis. The record is from RefSeq and is a predicted model, not a curated record. The transcript has a single exon.
AACAAUAAACAAAGAUGUCUUCAUCAUCGAUUCAUCUCCAAAUCACAUUUUGGCUUCUAAUAAUUUCCCCUCUCGCCAUCUCAAGAAUCUUCCCAACAAACCAAACACUACUCAUCCUCCCUCUCACAACCCAAAACAUCCAUAACUCUUCUUCAACAAUACUCCUGCAACGACGUCGUUCUUCUCCAUCCUUCAAGAUCCUUUUCACUCACGGUGUCACACUCACCGCCUCUCUAACCGCCGGUUCUCCUCCACAGACCAUCACCAUGGUUCUCGACACCGGAAGCGAGCUCUCGUGGCUCCAUUGCAAACGAUUCUCAGCCCACACCUCCAUUUUCAACCACGCAAAAUCCUCUUCUUACACUUCUCUACCAUGUUCAUCACCCGUUUGCACCACCCAAACCCAAGACUUAACCAAUCCUGCCACGUGUGACCACAAGUCUAAUCUCUGCCACGUGGCUGUCUCCUACGUUGAUGGUUCCUCCAUGGAUGGGAACCUCGCUCAAGAGACGUUUCGAAUCGGGUCGUUGACCAGACCCGCCACGUCAUUCGGGUGCAUGGACCUGAGUUCCAGCACAACACCAGAGGAAGAUGGUAAAACCACCGGGUUAAUGGGAAUGAACCGGGGUCGGUUAUCGUUUGUUAACCAGAUGGGUUUAUCUAAAUUCUCUUAUUGUAUCUCCGGUUCUGACUCUACCGGUGUUUUGGUUCUCGGUGACGCGAGUUACCCAUCGCUUCCACCUCUCAAAUACACGCCUUUGGUAACCAAAAUGGAUCGGUUACCUUAUUGGGACCGGUUCGCGUACACGGUCCAAUUCCAAGGAAUUCGGGUCGGGUCUAAAUUGCUACCCAUUCCUAACUCCAACUUUGUUCCGGAUCAUUCCGGAGCGGGUCAGACAAUCUUUGAUUCCGGUACACAGUUCACGUUCCUGCUAGCUCCGGUUUACAACAUCCUGAAAACCGAGUUUACCCAACAAACCAAAUCUAUUCUCACUGUUGACCCGAGUUUCGUUUACCAAACCGCAUUGGAUCUCUGUUUCCGGGUCGGGUCAACUAAACCUGAUUUUUCGAAACUGCCUACGGUGAGUCUGAUGUUCGCAGGCGCAGAGCUAACCGUGUCGGGUCAAAAGCUGUUGUACCCGGUACCCGGGUCAGGACCCGAGCAGAAGUAUUGCUUCACAUUCGGUAACUCGGAACUCGAGGGCAUCGAAAUGUUUAUAAUUGGGAAUCAUCAUCAGCAAAACGUGUGGAUGGAGUACGAUCUCGCACAGAGAAAAGUUGGAUUUGCUAAUGACGUCAAAUGUAGUCAAGCGAGUCAACUUCUUGGAUCGUCUGGUCUAUAUGGACACACUGUUUAAAAUAAUGUUAUUUCAUAUAAUAUUAUUGUUAUGAGUUAAUUGUUAAUCAACUACAAAAAAAAAGCUCAGAACAAUAUUGUGGUUGAUUAUUACUUGGUCCGUAUGACUCAAAAGCAAAAACUUGAGUCUUGACUAUUAUCCAUAUACAUUGUUGUGUAAUAAUAAAAUUUCUGAGGG